Molecule: messenger RNA, 714 nt
Organism: Acaromyces ingoldii
Lineage: Eukaryota; Fungi; Basidiomycota; Exobasidiomycetes; Exobasidiales; Cryptobasidiaceae
Exons: 1
Coding region: 1-714 (237 amino acids)
Source: RefSeq, a predicted model, not a curated record
AUGGCGGUGAAGGUCAACGCAAGCAGCCGACAGCGGCCUAUCGACUUUACAGGCGACGUUGUUAAGCUGUCCUGGGACGAGAUCUUACCUAGGUCAGGCGAUACCCUCGCAGAUCUUGUUGCGCGUCGCGAAAAAGUGGCAGCUGUCAUCUGCGCAGGUCACUCCCUCGCGGUUGCGCUUGGGGUGCUGGACAGCGGGCAUGACGCUCCGAGCGCCGAGGAAGUCGCUGAGCCGAAUUUCAACGAGGUUGAGCGCCGAGUCCAGGCUUAUUUUGAAGAGAAAGGCCAGCUGCCUAAGAUUAAUUUCGACAAGGAUCGGCUCGCUAAGUCCACCCAGCCGGGCGGAAAGAACGUCAAGGAACGUCGCCGGUUGGCCCUGGCGCGCUUGUAUGGCAAAAACGCGGAAGAAGUCACGCUGGGCAACGUCUACUAUGUGGAGUCAAAGAUGUCGCCAAUGCUUCCACUAAUCACGAGGAUGGACAAGAUCAUCUGCGCUGAACGCCGGCUGGACACGAUUGAUUCCUGGGAGCAGGUAGAGUACCGCACGGUCAAGCAGGUCCACAGCAAGCUGGUCGCGGCAGAGAACAGCGUGAUGGCCGAGCACAAGUGGCUCGUCAAACAGAGCGAGUCUCACCGCGAGACGUUCAACGGCCGUCUCCUCUCUGCGCGGGCGAAAGAUUCAAGCAAGCAGCAUCCCAAUCAUCUUGGCCAGUGA